Microdochium trichocladiopsis is the source of this 1355-nucleotide messenger RNA. RefSeq lists its product as uncharacterized. The record is from RefSeq and is a predicted model, not a curated record. The coding region runs from base 133 to 1239 and encodes 368 amino acids. The transcript has 3 exons. Lineage: Eukaryota; Fungi; Ascomycota; Sordariomycetes; Xylariales; Microdochiaceae.
UACCCUCAGCACACACCCAGCUGCCUGCACAAGAUCUCUGGCUGCUAUCUCAAGUAUCCUGCCUUAAAGGACAUUCCGGCACGCACAAUUCGCCUCUCUCAAUAACCUCAGCCCCAAAGCCACCCAGUCACAAUGUCAGACGACGAGGCCGACCCGGAGCUCCUCGAGCUCCUCCGGCAGCACCUGCAGGGCAAACUCACCAUGGACGACGCAGAUCCGGAGACCGGGGUCCUCGAGGACGUAGAGUGGCUCUACGACAACUCGAUCGACGUCUCCCUCAACAUGCGCGCCACCAAGAACGCGGCAGCCAUGAUCUGGGACCAGAUGCAGCAAAAGGCCUACUCGACGCACAACUGGGCCGACCACCCCAUGCACCCCAAGACCCAGGACGACGCCGCCAUCGCCUUCAUCUUCACCAUGGACCUCCUCAACUUCUCCUUCUGGUCCGCCGCCGAGGACCAGGACGAGCGGUUCGCCAUCGAGUACCAGGGCAGGAGGUGGACAGGCUACGCGAGCCUGCUGGCGGGCAUGCAGAGGGCCCUGGACGAGGGCGUGCCCAUCACGGACCCGCACUACUGGCAGAACGAGCACGAGUGCACGCUCGAGUCGCUGGGCCACGUGUUCAGGUCGUGUACGGACGAGGAGAUGCCCUUGCUCAAGGAGCGACUGGAGUGCCUGAGAGAGGCCGGGCAGGUUCUGUACGAGAAAUACAACUGCAGCUUCACAACCCUCAUCGAGUCGGCCAGGGGAUCGGCAGCAGGACUCGUAAACACCCUCGCGCGGGACUUUUCGUGCUUCAGGGACGAGUUCCCGGCCGCCGGCCGCAGCAAACCCAUACGCUUCCUCAAGCGGGCGCAGAUCCUGGUGGCCGACCUGUGGGCGUGUUUCGACGGCGAGGGCCCGGGCGAGUUCCGUGACAUUGACAAGAUCACCAUGUUCGCCGACUACCGGAUCCCGCAGUCGUUAUCGAGCCUAGGGUGCAUAGAAUACAGUCCUCCGUUGCUGGGUAAGAUCGCGAGGAAAGAGGUCAUUGAGAGUGGCAGUCAUUUCGAGAUGCAGAUCCGAGCUGCAAGUAUAUGGAGUGUCGAGGCCAUCAGGCGAGAGAUCAAGCGGGAACAUCCCGAGACGCACGUCAACGCGAUUCUUAUCGAUUUCUUCCUGUACGACACGAUGAAGCAGCUAGAGGCCGAAGGUAAAGAGACGAUGCCUCAUCAUAGGACGAGGAGUAUAUGGUACUAGCAAAUAGGAUACUGCUCUUUGGUUCAAGCCACGAGUUCCAAGCAAGUAGAGAGUGUUUUUUUGGUGAUACCGAUUGUGAAAUAACGUGAUGACAACACCCUUCAGAAGCUCCGUAA